Molecule: messenger RNA, 1439 nt
Organism: Rubroshorea leprosula
Lineage: Eukaryota; Viridiplantae; Streptophyta; Magnoliopsida; Malvales; Dipterocarpaceae
Source: the annotation of a GenBank genome assembly
ACAUUUGUGACACGUACAAGAUUAAAGAAAAGAAUUUGGAAGCUUAGAAAUUAGAAUUCCUAGUCACCACGGAAGAGAAUGGGGAAGAAAUGAACAAAUAAACAACUAAAAGUAAAACAGAUGGAAGAGAGUAAUGGAGUUCAUGGGAAACGGAGUUAAAGGGGAAGCAAGCCAUGUGAAUACUUGUCUUCUUAAUUUAAUAUUUACAAGAAGAUGGGAAGAACCAUUUGCACUCUAUAAAUACAUUGCCCAUACUCUCAUGCAUUUCAUCAAAAUCCAACCUCCUCAUAUUUGAUAAUUCCCUCAUCUAUCUUCCAGAGACAUGGCGAGACUUGGCUUUUUCUUACUGGUUCUCUCCUUUCCCAUUCUCUUUGUGGCUGCCAUGGCUGUGUCUUCCAGCCCAACAGACUUCAUUGUAGCCUCUUGCAAGACCACUCGCUACCCUCCACUGUGUGUUCAGUCCCUCUCAGGCUAUGCCGAUGAGAUUCAACAAAGCGACCACCAACUAGCUCAAACAGCCUUGAAAGUAAGCUUAGCCAAGGCUAAUUCCACUUCAGCCUAUGUAGCCAAGAUGGCUAAAGUGCGAGGCAUCAAACCUAGGGAGUACCAAGCUGUCAGAGACUGCAUCAACACCAUGGCUGAUAGUGUGGACCGGCUCAACCAGUCCAUGAACGAACUCGGCCAUAUGGGGCAAGCCGUGGGUCAGGACUUCAUGUGGCACAUGAGCAACGUCCAGACAUGGACCAGUGCUGCCCUGACCGAUGAGAACACUUGUCUUGACUGCUUUGCAGGGCGUCAGAUGGAUGGAAAUAUGAAGAACUCAAUAAGGCGUGGUAUCGUCGAUGUUGCUCAGGUAACUAGCAAUGCCCUCGCAUUAGUUAAUCGGUUUGCAGAAAGACACCAAUCUGCAGGGCCUGCCAAGAAUCCUUAGUUUUUAGCAUAGAAAAAAUUCUCUUCAAUGUGUAAAUGUGGGUUGUGUGCCUAACUAGAUUUUGUCUUCAGUGGUCUCAACUUGCUUUGCUAUGUGUAAUUGUAAAACAUUUAUAUUAAGCCAAAAUUUGUGUUUUUCCUAUAAUAUACCCCCCAAGUUUUGUUAUAAUGGAAUUAUUUUUAGUCAAUUUGAAUUGUUGAGUAAUGAUGCGGUUGUUCCGCAGAGUCGUAGACAUAAUUAACAUAGCAUGUGCAUAAUUGUACGAAAAAACGAAGUAAAAGCAAAAUCUACUAGGAAUAUGCACCUUUUGAUUGCUUCCUCAGUUACAAAUCCAGCCCGAGUGUUGCUGUCACUGUUUUGGUCCCUCGUUUUUUCAUGAAAUUGUUUUAGCAUCUUUUGAUGAUUCUUUGGUUUCUUCUUAUGAAAUCAUCGACCUUGUUAGUAUGACGUAUUUGCAUAAUUGAUUUAUGAUUUCUUCUUAUGAAUAUCAUAAAUUUUCUUAGUGUGA